Molecule: messenger RNA, 1884 nt
Organism: Amblyraja radiata (thorny skate)
Lineage: Eukaryota; Metazoa; Chordata; Chondrichthyes; Rajiformes; Rajidae
Product: transcription factor HES-5-like
Exons: 3
Coding region: 60-578 (172 amino acids)
Biological process (GO): regulation of DNA-templated transcription
Molecular function (GO): protein dimerization activity; DNA binding
Source: RefSeq, a predicted model, not a curated record
AGCUUUCCAUAUAGUAAGUAGCAAGCCUAAGCCUUGUUAGCCUCUUUCAGCUGUCAAGCAUGACUCCUGCCAAUGCUGCUGGUGUUAUUACUGGGGAAUACUCGGAAGAAAAGUUCAUGGCCAAACAGAAAAGCAAAAUCAUGAAGAUAACAAUCGAGAAAAGGCGCCGAGAUCGGAUAAACAGCAGCAUCAACCAGCUAAAGACUCUACUGGGAAGAGAGUUUCAAACGGAAGAACCGAACAUGAAACUGGAGAAAGCCGACAUUCUGAAAAUGACAGUGAAUUACCUGAAGUAUCACAACGAACAGCUCAGAGCAAGCUGUCCGACUGGUAACCCGGAGCGAGACUAUAACGAAGGAUACUCCCGGUGUUUGCAGGAGGCGCUUCGAUUUUUCUCGACCCACGAAGGCAAAAGCGACAUUCAGAAGAAGCUGGUGACACGCUUCCAAAGGAUACAGCCACGGUGCCCGGCCAAAGGUCUACUUUACGGUGUAUAUCUUCCUUACACGGCUUCUUGUCAGACUGGCACUGAGCAAACACCCCAGUCCAACCCCGCGGCUCUCUGGAGACCCUGGUAAAUCUUGAACCAGGAGCCGCACACGUUUAAGACUCUUGUUUACUGGGCGAUGGUGAACGCGUUGUAGGAGAAUCGUUCUCCAGAGUCAGGUAUAACUAUUUCGUGAUAAGACUGGAUAUGUUGUAAGCUUUUCUUCAUAUUGAAGACGGUGUAUUUCCCUGAACUAGGGAACUUGUCCUUUUGUAACCUCUGUCCUGUCUUUAUGUUAUUCGUGGAAUUUCCAGAUAUUUUAUUGCAAUCGUUUUCGACAAAUUGAUUAUAAUAUGUAGCUGGCGUAGGAGGAAUGUUUCUCCGCUUUAUAUCCGCAGAUCCCAGACCGGGAUAAUCUUAUUUAUUCUUCAUGGUGAAGAGAUGCUGCAAAGUUUGGGGUUAAUUGUCUGUGGAGUAACGGGCGGCUCUGAACAGAUGUUUGUUGUUUGAUUGCUUAUGAAUUAAAAUAUCUGGAUAGAUUAUUCCUGAAUGUCUUUUCUCUGUCACGCAUUGCAAACCUUUCCAUUCGUUCAUCUAGUCCACGGUGAUUUUCUACCCCGAAAAUCUACUUUCUUUGCCUGAUCACCAGUACAAAGUCUUAUCUCUUUUGGAGAAAACCGGGAUCAUUGCACUGCUGAUCUGACAAUUUUGGCUUGAUAAUCUUCUGCAAAAUUUCCAUCUCCACUGUCAUUUCCCCAACGUAAGCUGCUAUUAAACAGUACCUAUUACCCUAUUUGCUCUCCUCUCGCUAUCACUGGUGUUUCAUAAUUGUCUAUUUCUGAACCCUGUUAUUCGUUAUUAUCUUCAGUGACUUCUACAUUGAUGAGGUUGGUUCCCACGUGGAGGCAAUGCCGCCUGCUGUGGUUCUGCACUACGAACAUUCAUAUUGUUUGUAUAUUACCAGACCAUAUAUCACUGCUGGGCUCUGAGUGAAUACUAACUUCUAACAGAGUAACGAUGACAAAGCUGUAAUCAUCUACUGCAGAUGUUACCAGCACUGGGGUGUCUCUGGUACUUCACUGGGGACAGUUCAGGCCAGUCAACCAUGUCAGUACCCUCGGCACUCAGCUCGGUGUUCAUCUCAGCUUUUAUUACUACCUUGUUCAAUAAAACAUCGUUUCCUUACAUCCUUGUAUUACCGCUUUUCCUCUUCAUUCUUCCCUUCGAACAAUCAUGUGUUGUUUGUUUGGGUGACUCGGUAAAUGAUUAUGUAAAUGUUUAUUUUCCUUUAUGUAAAGAGAGAUAAAUCUUAUUUUUGUAAUUUGUUCUUCACAUAUUGUUGGCACUCCAUUGAAUUGUAUAUUGUCAAAAUAAAUACCCGAUUGAAUGUACAGGAA